CGGGGCGGCUAAAGCGACGUGUCCUUGUCCCCCGUGGACAGCUUCGGCGCGUGCAGCCGCGGAUCCCCCAGUUUCAAGGGCCACCACCUCCUGGGACCACCCGACCGACAGAGCCAUGAAGACCAAGAACCGGCCUCCCCGGCGCCAGGCCCGGGACACCGAGGUCACCGCGGGGGAGCGGACGCCGGACGGGCCCCAGGCAGGCACGGGGCCUGAGCUGGCCAAGGCUCUCCGGAGCAGGGCGGCCCGGGCGGCGGGGGCGCGGGCCGAGGGCGGCGGGCGGCGGCGGCCGGGCCCUGGCGGCCGGCGGGAGAGCAGCGUCCAGCGGCGGCUGGAGAGCAACGAGCGGGAGCGGCAGCGCAUGCACAAGCUGAACAACGCCUUCCAGGCGCUGCGCGAGGCCAUCCCACACGUGCGGGCCGGCAAGAAGCUCUCCAAGAUCGAGACGCUCACGCUGGCCAAGAACUACAUCAAGUCGCUCACCGCCACCAUCCUGACCAUGUCCAGCGGCCGCAUCCCGGGCCUCGAGGCGCCGGGCCCCGCGCCGGGCCCCAAGCUGUACCAGCACUACCAGCAGCAGGCGGCCGGCGGCCCACCUGGUGCCGCCGAGCACCAGCCCCAGGGCCACCUGCACAGGUACUCCACGCAGAUCCACAGCUUCCGGGAGGGCACCUAGCCCAGCGGCGGGCAACGCGCUCACCCCAGCCCUGCCCUCCGCUCCGACAGCCCCAAGCUCCAGCCCCCAGCGCCUCCGCUACCCCCCCCCCCACUCCUCCCACCGAAGGCUCAGACGCUUCCCCGGAGCCACUUCUCCCGCUCUGCGGGACGAGCGAGGGACUUGGCCACGACUCUGGGCAGCGAGAGGCCGACCCUGCAGGUGGGCCUCCGGGUCCUGCUGCUCGUGGAGCGCUGUGGAGCCCCGAGGACCAGGCCUUGGC
Messenger RNA from Lepus europaeus (European hare), 938 nucleotides. It is a transcript of the gene BHLHA15, whose product is annotated as basic helix-loop-helix family member a15. The transcript has 2 exons. The record is from RefSeq and is a predicted model, not a curated record. Lineage: Eukaryota; Metazoa; Chordata; Mammalia; Lagomorpha; Leporidae. Gene Ontology annotation, molecular function: protein dimerization activity. The coding region runs from base 116 to 676 and encodes 186 amino acids.